UUAGGCAGUGUUAUUUAAUAUGAUGUGUCCAAUGUUGCGUUUUAUAUUUAUUUCUCUGGCUUGUUUAGGACUCAGUGUAGCGACAGAUAUAAUAUUAUCAGAAAGAGUCCCGACGAAUGGUAAAUUCACAGAAGUAGCAAAGGAGAGUGAUACGAAUGAAGAACGUAUUGUGGGAGGGAGGAACGCGACCUGCGAGGAGUUCCCGCAUCAAGUUAGCUUUGUUGUCAAUAACUCAUAUUUCUGCGGUGGAUUUAUCAUAAGCGAUCAGUACAUCCUGACCGCGGCACAUUGCGCACAAGAGGUCGAUCCUUCAACAGUUGUUAUGAGAAUCGGCAGCACAUGGAGAAAAAAUGGUACAAAAGUGACAGUCACAGAAGUAAUUCCUUAUCCGGAGUACAACAAUCCACCUUACGACAAGGACAUAGCGGUUAUGAAGAUAGCUGAGCCUUUACAGUUUGAUGCCUGCACUCAACCCAUAGCUUUACCUCCUAAGGGACUAUCAGCUAGCUACGGAGAAGUUAUAACAGUUAGUGGAUGGGGACGUACUAAGCAAGGAGUCACGAUGAUACCUGAUAGAUUAAUGGCAGUCAACCUGACUGUAGUGAACCACACGCUCUGCCGGGCGGCUUACCUGCCUCUCUCCAUCACUGAGAACAUGCUGUGCGCAGGAAACUUCUUUUUAGGAGGACAGAGCACUUGUCAGGGCGAUUCCGGUGGUAUUGGUGCAAUCAACAAUGUAGCUCGCGGCAUAGUGUCAUUCGGCCGGGGCUGCGGUCAGCCACUGGCACCCAGCGUCUUCACCGAUAUCUCCGCGCCUGAUAUGAGGGACUUCAUUACGAAGCACACGGGACUAUAG
This is a messenger RNA of Papilio xuthus (Asian swallowtail), 856 nucleotides long. Its product is annotated as trypsin 3A1-like. Gene Ontology annotation, biological process: proteolysis. The coding region runs from base 20 to 856 and encodes 278 amino acids. Gene Ontology annotation, molecular function: serine-type endopeptidase activity. The record is from RefSeq and is a predicted model, not a curated record. NCBI's taxonomy places the organism in Eukaryota, Metazoa, Arthropoda, Insecta, Lepidoptera, Papilionidae. The transcript has 5 exons.